Molecule: messenger RNA, 4352 nt
Organism: Puntigrus tetrazona (Sumatra barb)
Lineage: Eukaryota; Metazoa; Chordata; Actinopteri; Cypriniformes; Cyprinidae
Gene: tbx19
Product: T-box transcription factor 19
Exons: 8
Coding region: 1429-2748 (439 amino acids)
Biological process (GO): cell fate specification; mesoderm formation; regulation of transcription by RNA polymerase II
Cellular component (GO): nucleus
Molecular function (GO): DNA-binding transcription factor activity, RNA polymerase II-specific; RNA polymerase II cis-regulatory region sequence-specific DNA binding
Source: RefSeq, a predicted model, not a curated record
ACUCCCAAUAAGACUUUUAUAAGUUGAUGCGCGUGAGUCAUCCCUGCUAGUGAAAGGUCAGGGAGGGUUGGUUUGCUGAUGUUUGAUAUGCCGGAGGAUUGCGCGCUAAUGAGACUCUUUUUUUUCGGGUUUAAACUCUUUGAAUCCUCUAAUCUCCGUGCGCGCGGCUCCGUGAUUAGAGCGCCGGUCGCGAGAUCGGGUUUCCCUUCAUUCCCGCCCGCCGCAGAGAACACGCAGUAUUUGAUUUCUGCUCCACAUGGUUUCCACAAUGCUGAAGCUCUUUAACAGCAUGCCCUUAUUUACGCCCUCGCGUACGAGUCCAUCUUGCGAAUCACAAUGGGUGUCGAUGUUUCGUAGCGGUUCAGUAAAUGAGGUUUAACGCGUCGCCUACAGAUCCAUCGUUAAGUUGAAAGGGAACGCGUGGAGUUAUAGUUUAUUAGCUUGUAAAUUUAGGUACAUUUGUGGGGGGAAAUAAACCGAAUGCUCUGCAUCUGUUUUAAGCUUUAAAUAUAGGUCGGUGACAAAUAAGAAUGUUCGAAAUUGAAAGUUUUAAAAGUCAUGUGCUUAGACUUUGCAUUGCGUUUUCGAGAAAUAGCUUAUCCUUACGUAAAAUGCGUACGCGUGUGUAUGUUAAGAACAUAGUACCCGAGCAAAAAAAAAAAAACACAAAUAUGUGAUUGAGAGUAGCUUUUAAAAUCUGGAAGAUACGCAUCCAGUGAUCUGACAGUCCUUCAUAUUUACUUUUUAUCUGCUGAUAGUUUUAAGCCCCACAGAAAAGAAAAAAAUCUAAUGAUUUUUUCAAGAAAUUGAAAACGUUUUGAAAGAGCUCUACUUACGUAUUUUUAAAUAAAUAACGUUACAUCACGCAGAUUAUGCAUUUACAAUUUUGAUACGUUUAUUACACACACACACAUCACGAGCUGUCCAUGGUUCUGAAAGAAAAAAAGGUAUAUCAGAAGUCAUCUGUAUAUUUGCGGUCGCCCGCAUAAUUUUUGUUUCCAUCAUGUCUUUCAUUCCUUUGCUCGAGUCAAGGUAGAGUUAUCGUUUUUGUCUCCAAGAAGUGGUAUGCCUGUAAGUUUCCUUUUAAACUGAUCAGGUUUUUCCUGUUAUUUAAGCAACAUAAAAACAAACGUGAAGACCGAAAAUAAACUUGCACGUGGGACAUUAAAGCGGGGUUUGAACCGAAAACAACGGGUUUUGAAUGAAUCGCUUAAUUGGAGAAGCCCACGUGACUGCAGGUUUUCCUCCGGUCAUAAGAACAGGUGGUCGCACCGAUCAAACAUACACACCGAGAGUCCUCCUCCUUUUAUGACCGGAGCCGUCCAAAAGUUGUCAGGCGCGACGUUACGUCUGAGAAUCUCCUCAUAAAUUCUAGUGAGCCGAAGUUGAAGUCCAGUAGUUGUUUUGUACUUGUCGAGCGGGUCACUCAUGAAGGUGGAGGAAGAUCUGAGGAGCGGCGGCGGAGGAGCGGGGACCGGUGCUCGGGGCAGCAACGACUGCUGCAUCACCAGGCUGCUGAGCGUCGUGGAGAACGAGUUACAGGCCGGCCGAGAGAAAGGAGACCCCACUGAGAAACAGCUCAAAGUCACCCUGGAAGACGCCGAGCUCUGGAGAAAAUUCAAAGAAGUGACCAAUGAGAUGAUCGUGACCAAAAACGGCAGGAGGAUGUUUCCAGUUCUGAAGGUCUGCGUGACGGGUCUGGAUCCCAACGCCAUGUAUUCGUUCCUGCUGGACUUCAGCCCUGCAGACGGUCACCGCUGGAAGUACGUAAACGGCGAGUGGGUCCCUGCGGGCAAACCUGAGCCUCACAGUCACAGCUGCGUCUACAUCCACCCCGACUCGCCCAACUCCGGCGCCCACUGGAUGAAGGCCCCGGUGUCCUUCAACAAAGUCAAACUGACCAACAAACUCAACGGAGGUGGCCAGAUCAUGCUGAAUUCUCUCCAUAAGUACGAGCCUCAGAUUCACAUUGUUCGUGUAGGAGGCAGCCACAGGAUGGUGACCAACAUCUCUUUCACAGACACUCAGUUCAUCGCUGUUACAGCCUACCAGAAUGAAGAGAUAACCGCGCUGAAGAUAAAACACAAUCCGUUUGCCAAAGCUUUCCUUGACGCGAAGGAAAGGAGCCAUCCUAAGAAUCACCUCGAACCUCCAGCUGAAAACCAGCAUAUGGGCAUACCACACUGUGGAUGGUUCCUAUCAAAUCCAGACACUCUUUGUUCUGCUGGUGGAGGUAACUUUCCGUACCCAGGAGGUUUACCACUUACUCCCCAUCAUGGGUACAAACACUACCCAGGCCUGCACGGACACCGAGCUGCCCCGUACCCACCGCCCUACCUGCCCCGCCACCAUCACCACCGGGGCCAUAACUCAGUGUCUCUCUCUGAGAAUCUGAGUCCAGGUGCUAUGCAGAUGUUCUCUGGUCACGAGGGAUGGACAGGCAUGUCUCCUCCAGGUCCUGCUGCGAUGCUGUCCAUGCAGCCUGCUCCGAGCUCACCUGGAACCAGCAGUCAGUACCCGUGCCUGUGGACCGUGAGCAGCUGCACCGUAUCAUCCAGUCCUCCAGGAGGCAUCGUGAGCAACACACACAGCCAGGAGGAGCCCACGGAUGGAGGCUCCACCUCAACAUCGCCCUGCUCUCUGCUGCAGGGCCACGGACCAACCAGCUCUGAGGGUGCUGUCAGCCAGGCCAAUCACAGCAGGGCGGGCGGGGUGAGCUGGCCUUCUGUCUCCACCCACUCGUUUUGAGUGUUCUUGUUUAUUUGCAAAGAAAAAGGUGUACGUGAUCUCUGAAGAUCAUGAGCGUAAAGCCGGUUCUGACGUGUCAGUGGUCCUGUCCCAAAUGACUCAGCCUUUUUCUCUGAUUCUACGCUUAAUGGCUUCGUGGGAAUAAAACAAUCCUGUAGGAACUAAAUGCUGUCAGGAGUUACUCCUUAUCGUGAAAAAAAACAUCGAUUUAUUUGAUUUUCCUGGAAUUAACAAUAGGAUAUUUGAGGUACCUAGCAAAUCUGCCUUGAAGAAAAACAAAUGAUCUCUGUAAUUAACGGAAAAGCCCAGGCCAUAAGAUCACAAAUCCAGACAGGGCCAUCUUUUAUCUUUUACGGUAGAAAAAAAUCUUUUUGCGCUUUCAGUGUGUUGUAAACUUGUCAUAAUAUCAUAUUUCAGUGUAUUACAAGUCUUGCAAUGAAUCUGAGCACAUCUUUUUGUUGUAACUAUAAAUGUACAUUAGCGUUCAAAAGUUUGGGAUCGGUGAGAUUAUUUUUAAUGUUCUUUUUGAGUUUUGCAGUCUCUUAUGUAAACCAAGGCUGCAUUUAUUAUGCAAUAUUAUUAUUUAAAGUAACUGUUUUCUAUUGUAAUGAUUGUAAGUGUAAUUUAUUCCUGUGAUGGUGAAGCUGGAUUUUCCCCAUCGUUAUUAAUUCUUGUCACGCGAUCCUUAGAAAUCCUUCUAAUGUGAAAAUUUUCUGUUCAACAGACAUUUCUGAUUAUCAACAAUGUUGAAAACCUAACUGCAUUUUAAUGGAAAUUGUGAUAUUUUUUUCAGCAUUCUUUAAUAAAUAGAAAGUUGAAAAGAUCAGCUUUUAAUUAUAAUAGAAAUCCCUUUUUACAUUAAGCUUAGUGACCCCAGACUUUUGAAGGGUAUUGUACAUGUACCAGAAACUUGUACCUUUAUCUUUUCACAAUCCGCUUUUAUACGUUUGUACAGUCUGGUCAAAAGUUGAAAGCUGUUAUCUGCACACAGAACAUCUGACUGGAGUGACUCAGAGCGAAAGCUUAAUACAACCACAACUGUGGUAAAACUCUACAAUUAGGCCCCAGCAUAAAUGGUUGGUUAAUCAAUUUAACCACUUUGGCUUGUGGAACAAGGCAGUGUUUUGGCAGGCACCGUGAUUUCGCUCUUACCUGGUCUUUUUACCUCCACAACAGCAGACACAUUCAUUCACAAUCUCACUCUCUCGCUCUCUCUCUCUCACACACACACACACACACACACACACAUUCAUUGCAUUCACACUUUCACAGACAGAAACACAAACACAUUAAAGUUGCAUUCACACAACUACACACAGCUCUGCUUCCUCCAAAAGCAGGCCUCACUUAUCUGCAGUUUUAAAACGAUGCAUAAAUAGAAGACAAUUAUUCCCCCAUCAUAUUUUUCCGCUCUUGAAAAUGUUAUUUUAAUCGUGCUGGUGGAGUGGACCACUCUGUUGUUUUCACAUGAGUGUAAAAAAUAAUGACGGCUGUCCAGUGAAUGGGCCCUUGGCAUAUUUAGACCACUAUGGGCAUGCAGCUCUCUCUCUCUCUCUCUCUCUCUCUCUCUCUCUCUCUCUCUCUCUCUCUCUCUCUCUCUCUCU